UGUGAACACAGAUUUGCCUACUGCUGAUAACGAAAAAUCAGUUCAAUUGACGUCCCGAAUUUCUACGACCUACGAUCACCUUGAAUCAAGACACAUUCACACACAAUGGCAUCCAUAAAAUCAUUAAAUUUGUUAGGAAACCUAAACAAAGUUAUUACAAGGAGGAAUUUUACAACUAGUAAUAUAGCGGCUGCCAAGCAAAUGACCGUCAGGGAUGCCCUAAAUUCGGCUUUGGAUGAAGAAAUGGAAAAAGACGACAGGGUUUUUAUUCUUGGCGAAGAGGUAGCUCAAUACGAUGGGGCUUAUAAGGUUACUAGGGGUUUAUGGAAGAAAUAUGGAGAUAAGAGGGUUAUAGAUACCCCUAUUACCGAGAUGGGAUUUGCAGGUAUCGCUACUGGGGCUGCAAUGGCCGGUCUCAGACCUAUUUGCGAAUUCAUGACGUUUAACUUCGCCAUGCAGGCCAUCGAUCAAAUCAUAAACUCGGCCGCAAAGACAUUUUACAUGUCCGCGGGCCGCGUUAAUGUACCCAUUGUGUUCAGAGGACCUAACGGGGCAGCUUCUGGUGUGGCAGCCCAACAUUCCCAGUGUUUCGGAGCUUGGUAUGCUCAUUGUCCAGGUUUGAAGGUGAUUUCUCCGUACAAUUCAGAAGACUGCAAAGGUCUGCUGAAGGCCGCUAUCAGAGAUCCAGAUCCAGUAGUGUUUUUAGAAAACGAACUUUUAUAUGGUGUCCAAUAUACGAUGUCGGACGAAGCUUUAAGUAAAGAUUUUGUAUUACCAAUAGGGAAGGCAAAAAUUGAAAAGCCAGGUAAACAUAUAACAUUAGUAGCUCACUCGAAGGCCGUAGAGUUGUGUUUAAUAGCCGCCAAAGAAUUAUCCGGUAAAGGUAUCGAAGCGGAAGUUAUCAAUCUUAGGAGCCUCAGACCGUUAGACAUUGAUACGAUAGCAAAGUCAGUUAGCAAAACGAAUCAUUUGAUCUCAGUUGAACAAGGCUGGCCUUCUUGCGGUAUCGGCGCCGAAGUCUUAGCCAGGAUCAUGGAAAGCGAAACGUUCUUCCACCUAGACCAACCAGCUAUCAGGAUCACCGGUGCUGAUGUACCGAUGCCCUACGCCAAGUCUCUAGAAAUGGCCGCCCUGCCGGUACCCAAAGACAUCGUCGAUGCGACAAAAAAAUUGUUAAAAGUCAAGUAAAACCUGAAACAUAUUCAUUAGGCGCGAUAUAAAACAGUCAUCGAUGAUUUGUUCCGUUUCCAUAAUAUAAAGAGUGUCAACCGGUCGUUUAUUAAUAAAAUCGUUUUUUUUUUCGUACAGGAUAGUUACAUAAAUAAAUAGAGGUGGUCGUAGUAGAAAAAAUUUCUAAUUCUAGUGAUAUGUCAAAUGUCAGUAAACUUUCAACUGUCAUACUUCAGGAUAUUAAGUGUCGACUAUCGAAGUACGUAAGCUGCGGUUGUUCCAUUCCUUUUUUUAACCUUAAUCGACCUUUUUAGUGUUCGUUUAUUCUGAUUAGUGACAGUUUAACACUCUUAAGUGGCAGUACUCUAAAAACACUGGUCCUGUCCCUCUUCAGCUAUAAAAUUGUAUUUUUCUUUAAAUUAUCUAGUUACGUAAUCAGGUAG
Messenger RNA from Psylliodes chrysocephalus, 1613 nucleotides. NCBI's taxonomy places the organism in Eukaryota, Metazoa, Arthropoda, Insecta, Coleoptera, Chrysomelidae. The record is from the annotation of a GenBank genome assembly.